CAGGUGAAUUCAGCAGCUGGGGUUUGCUCAACGCUGGAAGUUAGCGUGGACUCUCUCUGGGGUAAAUGUCGGUGUGUUUUUGUGGACUCACUGUCUUGACACCCUCGCUGCGAUUAUAUAACCUCGGACAGGCUGCUCAGCCCUCAGAACUCGCUCGCACAGCGUCGCACAGAUGGGUGAAGAGAAGAAAAGCUCCGAGGCAGUGAAAUACUACAGACUGGCAGAGAUAGAGAAGCAGAACUCCUUCAAAUCGACGUGGAUCAUCAUCCACAACAAAGUCUACGAUGUGACCAAGUUUCUGGAGGAGCACCCCGGAGGAGAGGAGGUGCUGAGGGAGCAGGCCGGAGGAAACGCCACGGAGAGCUUCGAGGACGUCGGACACUCCACCGACGCCCGAGAGAUGGCCAGCAGCAUGGUGAUCGGAGAGGUGCACCCGGAGGACAGACACAAGCUCUCCCAGCCUGAGGAAACACUGGUGACCACUGUGAAGGAAGAGCCCAGCUGGUGGUCGAACAUGCUGGUCCCCGCUCUGGUUGCAGUCAUCGUCACGGUGAUAUACAACAUGUACUCCUCUGAGUGAUGUCAUCACACACUGAUGUGAUGUCACCAGCAAGCACCGACGUCUGAUUGACAGCCAAUAGCAAUGAGAGGUUGCCAUGGCUCCUCCUCCCAGCGUUGGGUGGCGUUUUUAGAGCAGACGAGCGGCGGCUGCGGACCACCUGACCAAAUAGACACACCCCCGCAGGAGCGUCUGUUCUAGGAUCACCGACUCUACGCCAGUAAUGACCCUGUAAUUCAUUUCAUCCUGAUUAACCUAUCAACCAAUGAUGUGGCAUUAUGUUAAUGAAGUAAUUUACAUUGUUGAAUUCACCGUGACAACGGGCGCCGCAGCGAAUCCUCAUGCUCUGAAAUUGUGUAGAAAUGCAGCGGGUGUAUAAUUUGUUAAACUUUUUAUAUGUUUGUAACCGAAUGUAAAUAAAAAUUUAAACAUGCAGUAAGCAGCUAACGACGCGUCAUGUAACUGCGUCAUGUGACGUCACAGCCGCCAUGACACUCACCUGUUAAAGUGGACCUAUUCUGCUCAUUUCCACCAUUUUUUUCGUAGUCAAAUUAAAAAAAACGUGAACACAUCCUCUAUCUUAACACUGCCCCCUGGUGGUGAAAAAUACCUUCAACUAGCUUUAUUCUGAUUGGCUGGUUUGAACAACAGGUGGGUGGAGCUUCUGUUCCUUAGGUGACCGUAUAAGUUCCUCUCUGUUACAUCAGAGAGACCCAAAAGUAGAAAAAGUGUGGUAAACGGAGCCUUUGGAGCUCACUCACAGGCGUCAUUAUUAAAGCUUUUCCAGGACAGGAAGUAUGACCCGGCGGACGAGGAGCAGGAUGAGUCCACUUAACUGUUGUGUAGCUGGUGCGCAGGAACCAGAGUCCGGUCACAGCGUCCGUGUGCUUGUUUGAGACCACGCACACUUGAUCCAGAGAGCAAACGUGGAAGAUUAACAACAUGAUCUCCGAAAAUGUUCCACAAUUUGCCGUCCAAUCGUAACGCCUCUCAGACUGUCUGAAGAGCCUGUACAUAAAAGAUGGACCCAGCCAACGUGUUGGCGUAAGAAAGAGCUGGUCGCUGUCAAUCACAGAGUAGCCACACCCUAAAUCAUUUGACCCUGAAUUGGGACAAAAUCUAAACGACUAAAACCUGCGACUGAGACCAUCAGGCAGAUUUUACUGAGGUUAAAAAGAGAGACUGGCUGCUACACGCAGCCGACUCAUUCAGACCGACGCACACGUCCAUCUUCUACGUACAGUCUACACGCAGUCGAGGUCAGAUUUACUGCCAUUUUUUAUUUCGUGCUGCUGUGUUUGCAGGAAAUUAUCGAAUAAAAACAUUCAGACGUCGA
Molecule: messenger RNA, 1895 nt
Organism: Maylandia zebra (zebra mbuna)
Lineage: Eukaryota; Metazoa; Chordata; Actinopteri; Cichliformes; Cichlidae
Gene: cyb5a
Product: cytochrome b5 type A (microsomal)
Cellular component (GO): membrane; intracellular membrane-bounded organelle
Molecular function (GO): heme binding
Source: RefSeq, a predicted model, not a curated record